CUGCGCACCUAGCUUGUGUCAGCACAGCAGUAUAUAUGCACCGACUGUUCACCCCCAAUUGAAUCAUCCACAGCCGAGAAGCAUUGUUAAUUGAGUUCCUGGCUAGCUUAAUUGCAAGAAGUAAUAUAGGCAGCUCUAGCUUAAUUUGUUGCAAGUUUAGAGGUGAGUUAAGAGAUGAUGGCCAAGCGCAAAGGGGAAAAAGGGCCUCUUUUGGUGCUGGCGGCAUUGGCCGUCCUCCUUGCCGCGCAGGUGAAGCCGGCGGUGUCUGCCGGCGGCUACACCAUUGACAUUCAGACCAAGGUGAGGGAUAUAGUGAAGGCCAACCGCGCCGUCAGCCCCGGCUUCAUCCGCCUCGUCUUCCACGACUGCUGGGUCAAGGGUUGUGAUGCAUCGGUGCUGCUGAACAAUGGUGACGGGACGGCGGAGAUGGACGCGGUCCAGAACGGCGGCAUCCGCGGCCUGGACGUGAUCCAGGCCAUCAAGGACAAGCUGGCCGUGAACUACACGGACGUCACCUGCGCCGACGCCGUAGUCUACGCGGCCCGGGAGGCCUGCUACGUCCUGAGCGGCGAGAAGAUCAAGUACGACGUGGACGGGCCGGGCUCCCACAAGGACGCCGUCGCCUCCUCCAAGGCCGACGCGGCCGCCCUCCCUUCCCCAUUCGCCAGCUUCUCGGACCUCGUGGCAAACUUCAAGCUCAAGGGUUUCACGGCCCGAGACGUGGUGGUCCUCUCCGGCGCGCACGCCGUGGGCCUGGCCCACCGCCCGGCCUUCGAGGCCCGGCUCACGGCCCCCGCCGCCGAGAUCGACCCGGCAUAUCGGAACGACGUCAAUGUGACGUCCAACGCGAGCCCGAGCAAGACGGCCCACAACAAUGUCCGGGACCUGGGCAAGGCAGAGGCGGAGCCGGGCGUCCUGGACAACAACUACUACGCCGCCAACCUUGCCAAGAAGGUGCUCUUCGGCUCCGACUUCGCGCUCACCACCGACGGCGCCGCGAUGACUAACAUGACUGCCUACAAGAAUAAUGCUGCCACGUGGUACCCCCUCUUUGAGGACGCCAUGGCCAGGCUCAGCAGGCUCCCCCCACUGGGCACCACAGGCGGGCCCAGGGCCAAAUGCAACACCCCCAACUAGCUAGUACGAGAAGAGAAGAGACGUCUUUUUUUUCACUAAGACAUGCAAGCUAGAGCGUUUAUCAAUUUUGGUUUGGUUCUUUUUAUACGGGGAGACGUAUACAAUGCAAACUCUUAUUUUGUGGGAACUUACGAACUUUACUCAUAAGCCAUCGGAGCUA
Molecule: messenger RNA, 1297 nt
Organism: Brachypodium distachyon (stiff brome)
Lineage: Eukaryota; Viridiplantae; Streptophyta; Magnoliopsida; Poales; Poaceae
Product: peroxidase 47-like
Exons: 2
Coding region: 175-1137 (320 amino acids)
Biological process (GO): response to oxidative stress
Cellular component (GO): plasmodesma; plant-type cell wall
Molecular function (GO): heme binding; peroxidase activity
Source: RefSeq, a predicted model, not a curated record